CGGAAGCUCGGCGGCGCGGCCGCCUCUCCCACACGAACAGCUGCACGCGCCGUUUCUGUCUAGUCCGCUUACUACGCUGUAAGGCAUGGAGCAGGGAACCAGCCCGGAAAAAGAGCCUUUGUUGCCGCCUCCGCUGUCAGGGGCUGCCCGGCGUCACCGGCUCUACUCGGGCAGGGACAGCGGAGACCUGGGGGACGAUGGACAGUGCGGCGUGUCCGCGGCCUCCUCGCCGCGUUCUCGCGGGCCUGUUAUUGAUGACCCUGAUCUCUACUUCAGCCAAGCUGUAGUAUUCAUUGAAGAUGCAAUUCAGUAUCGUUCUAUAAAUCACCGUGUGGACUCUAACUCCUUGUGGCUUUAUCGGUGGUAUUAUUCAGAAGUUUGCCAAUGGAUUUUGAUUCUCAUCAUUACACUAAUCCUGGCUCUUGCUUUCAUUGAAACGCCUUCUUCGAUUACUGCCACAUCGGAUGUUCGAUAUCGCUCAGAAGCUUGGGAGCCUCCUUGUGGCCUGACUGAAAGUAUUGAACUGCUUUGCUUCCUUGUCUUUAUAGCAGAUGUCUCUGUAAAGAGCUACUUAAUAGGAUGGGAAGAAUUUCGGAAAACCAAGUGGUUAAUGGCCUACAUCCUGGUCCUGCUCACCUCCCUUAUAGACUGGAGCAUUUCGCUGAGUUUUUCCUGUCAUGAAAAUCUGAGGAUAAGACGUAUCCUUCGACCUUUUUUCCUUCUCCAGAAUUCUUCAAUGAUGAAAAAAACACUAAAAAGCAUCAAGAGGACGUUGCCAGAAAUUACAAGUGUUAUGCUGCUCUUAGCUGUUCACCUGUUUCUCUUUACCAUGUUUGGCAUGCUGCUGUUUGCUCGGACAAAAGAUGGCCAACAGGAUAAAGAAUGGCAAGAAUAUUUCCGUAAUUUGCCAGAUUCAUUAACAUCAUUGCUGGUACUGUUGACAACUGCAAACAAUCCAGAUGUGAUGAUUCCUGCCUAUUCUAAGAAUCGAGCAUAUUGCAUAUUCUUUAUACUCUUCACUGUAAUAGGAAAUUUAUUUCUGAUGAACUUGUUGACAGCAAUAAUAUACAAUCAGUUCCGUGGAUAUCUUCUGAAAUCGGUUCAGUCAUCGCUUUUCCGGAGACGCUUGGGAAUCCGGGCUGCCUUUGAAGUUCUUUGUUCUUUGAAAGAGGCCUCGAUCAAUAAAAAUACCUUGUGUGUCCAGUCUGAGGCUCUUGUUCGAGUACUUCAGAAAGUAAAAAUGGAUUCCUAUUGCAAGGAAGCAAUCAUUAGGCAGCUUGAAUCUUGUCCUCCAGGAGGGCUGUCGGCUACUCAGUUUCAGACACUCUUUGAUGAACUUGACAAGCACAAAGUUAAAGAGCAUCCUCCCAAACCAGAUUAUCGGUCACCAUUCCUACAGCGAGUUCAGUUCAUCUUUGGUCAUCACUACUUUGGGUACUUAGGGAAUGCUGUAGCUCUAGCAAAUAUUUUCUGUGUAUGCGUAAUCAUGGUAAUGGAUGCAGAUAAGGAACCUCCUCUGCGAGAUGACUUUUUUUUAGGGGUUACAAACUGUUUCUUUAUUUUGUGCUAUCUUCUGGAAAUACUGCUGAAAGUAGUGGCCUUGGGAUUAAAAAGAUAUUUAUCCUAUGCAAGCAACAUAUUUGAUGGACUUCUGACUUUGGUUCUGACGGUUUUGGAGGUGUCCACAUUUGCUGUAUAUGGGUUUCCUCAUCCAGGCUGGAGACCUGAAAUGUUGGGCUUGCUGUCUCUAUGGGACAUGGUUCGUCUAGCAAAUAUGUUAAUUGUAUUCAGAUUUUUACGGAUCAUCCCAAACAUUACAUUCAUGUCUUUAGUUGCUAGUACACUGCUGGAUCUAGUGAAAAAUAUAAGAACCUUUGCAGGAAUUUUGGUGGUGGCUUUCUAUGCGUUUGCAAUAAUUGGCAUGGAGCUGUUUGGAGGCACCAUUAUUCCCAUGGGCAAUGUCAGCCUUGUCAAUAAUACAGCUGGAAAUAUAACUUUCCAGUGCGGCACUUUUGAACAACUGGAGUAUUGGCCAAACAACUUUGAUGAUUUUGCUGCAGCAUUAGUGACUCUGUGGGAUGUGAUGGUUGUGAACAACUGGCAGGUUUUCUUGGAUGCGUAUUCCAGAUAUUCAUCUUCCUGGUCAAAAUUGUACUUUGUCAUCUGGUGGUUGACUUCCUCUGUCAUCUGGGUCAAUCUUUUUAUAGCCUUGCUUCUAGAGAAUUUCAUUCACAAAUGGGACCGCCGCUGCCAUAGGGCAUCUCUCUCAGAAGUUGAAUAUCAAAUGACAGUGGAGCUCAUGUUCAGGGAUGUUUUGGAAGAACCAACGGAGGAAGACCUGAUUGCAAGACUUCACCAGCAUCCACAUAUGCAUCUGUAUAGAUGACACCUAGCUGGAAAUGGCAAUCCAGCCUCAUCAUGCCUGCAUGCGGGUUUUAAAAGGAGGAUAACUGUUACUUCUUUCUAGAAAGAGUGCUAAAAUCUUGACUUUAUUUUUGAAUGUUGCCUACAAUAGACAGUCUUUAAAGGUUGCCCUGUGUUCAUUUUAAACAUAUUUUUAAAAUCCUAAUUUGCCUUCUUUUUAAGUUGAUUUUUAUAGUUUAUGGAGCAGAUAAUUAUGGAGUAUUAAAUGCUUUUAAGAGAGGGGAAUGGAUCAAUGAUACUGCACUUUAUGGUAAAUGUGGUGGAAGAUGUGUAACCAAGUCUGCUGGCCUGGUGCUAGCACUCAGCACAAAAUGCAGACCUACAGAGGCAGACUUCCUUUUUUAGUAUUUGUUGUGUGAUAUGCCAGGACUGUGCCUUAUUGUUAGCAAAGUGCUUUAGUAAAUGCCUAAAUGUUUCAAAUAAAGGAUAAAAGUUUUAAGCCUAAGGUUAGGGAGUCAUAUAAAAAGUUGUUAUUUUAUACAUUCCAAUGUGGCAAACUAUGUUAGAAUGAAGAAUAAUAUAAUGCCAGUUUUAGUAUCUGUCCAAAUCUUCAUAGCACUUUCAUGCAAAUAUCACUUCAGACCUUGGGUUGACUAUAUGUCACAUUAAAGAUGUCAUUAGCAGCUAUUGGGGAUUUGAACUCAUGGGGAUUAAGGUGCAUAAUAUUUUGUCUCCCUGCCCCUCCAAUGCCCUUCUUUAAUUCCAUUAACCCUCCCUUGUAAUUUUGAGUCAAUCUAGACUAAGACCAUUGUGGAAAGGGAAAGGGUUAAAGCCCCCUGUUUCUUGUUUGAGGCUCACCUUUGCCUUGUUCUCCUUUUUCUGGUGAAGCCUGAUCAGUUUGCCAUUGGUGAAAUAAGUGCUGGAGAGGAAAAUGGUUCAAAUGAUUGGCUUUCUGUUUAUUGCUCAGACUGGAUCUAUGCCUCAUACUUAGGUUCUUAGGUGAGUUUUGUAACUGUCCACAUGUAUUGUGGCAAACAUUUUGUGAGUACCCCCAACCCAUUUUGCAAGAACAUCUGUGACACAUAGACAAUAUUCAAAAUGUGCCCAUUGGCCAUACAGUUUGGGGACCUAUUUCAAAUAAAAAUACGACAUAGUCUCUUGCCAAGUAAAAACAAAAUUACAGAAAUUAAAUCUUAGUCCUUUUAAUUGCAAUAGUAGUAAAUAUAUUUACAGUAUAUUGGCUAUUGUAUGAUUCUAUCAGGUAGUAUGUACAGGAUCUAUCUAGGUGAAACCCUGAGAAUCCCUAAGGUACAGUUACAGUUUAGAGAUAAAAGUAGAUCCUUACAAGGAUGAAUGCUAUAAAAGGAACAACAAAUAUAAUGGAGAAAAUCUUUGCUCUAAAGAGGUGAUCCAUGUAGUGACCAAAUCCAAUGAAUUACUUCUGUUAUUAAAUUAUUUUAUUCAUUCAGGGAUGCUAAAUAGUCCUAUUCUUCUACUUUGUGUCUGACUUCUAAACGUUCUCUUCAGUGCUGAAAGGGAAGUUCUUUGACGCUAAACAAUUUGAUUAAAUAACUUUAUGGUCAUCUCAUAAUAUUCAGUUAAUUAAAAAUGCACUGGAAUAUUAAUUCUCUUCCUUAGACACCAUAACUCUGUUCAUACAACAUAAAUAAGGGCCAUGUUUUACGGAACCCAAUUUUCUGGGUUCACACAACAUACUGAGCCAUUAAUUAACCACAUGGGCUGGUUCACGUAACAUGGUAUGCUAUAAAGGUGUGCAAGAAAUUUUGCACUGCACUGUUUUGGGCAUGAAAUCUCAUAAAGUGCAAAAUGACCUGUUCUGAAUAUUCCAAGAAUAUUUUGAGCUCAAACAGUUUCCAGAAGCCCCAAAACAGCAAUUCCCUGAGUGCUCAAAAUGGGGAUAUUUGUGAAGUUUUAUGCUUGAAAUAGUUUGAAAUGUAACCUAUUGCAUACCCUAGGGCAAAACCUACUGUUCUGGAAACUGAAUGCUUCUUUUCUGGACAGUGCUGAUCUAAUCAUUCCAGGGUUGCUCCAAUGGUUUUCCAAAAGUUAAUCCUCUGAACUGGAAGCAGUUUGUGGUGUUCCAGAUAUGGUCCAGUCCUGUUUCAUCCAGAACACCGCAAAUCAGUUCUGGUUUGGAAGAUCAAUUUCUGGAAAAGUGCUGAAUGUUUCAUUCUGUAAUCGUCGAUUUUGCACAAACCUAUUAGGCUAAAAUGUGGUUGCUAGUUUUUAGUUUACCAUGUCAUGCAAACACAGACCAGCUUUGUAUUUUUGACCUAAAUAAAAGAGGGGGAUACAGUUAAAUUGCUGUAUUUAUCUCCAAGGAUUUCUUUCCCCAAGUAAUUUUUUCUUUAAAAUGGGAAGGUCAUCUUGGAUGUGCUGAGAAAAUGUAGUGCAGCCAGAUGGGUUUGUUCCUUUUGAGGAUGACAAUUAGGUUAAAUUCAGUGCAAAUACAGUAGCUAUUGCUAGGUGUUUCUUAAACAAAUAUUUUGGUUAUUCCCUGGUUGCCAUCUUAAUGGGAUAAGAAAACAUUGAAGUGGAAAUACGAUGUGGUCCGUGUCACACAAAAUAUGGAAGCUGAGGGACUAGUGUACUACCUUUGCAUCUCUAAGUGACCAUCUAGGAAAAUAUCUGUGCACUAUAAAAAGAAAAACAUUAAUUUCACAGUUAUUAUUGAUCAGUAGCCAUUUCAUUUGCUAUGUUCUGCGCUUCUGAUGUGCAUUCCUUUGGAUACCAUCUAGUUUAUUUUCUUUAUUGAUAGAGCUCCCAUUUUCAAUAGAGAAUCCUUCCUAGACUGUAUUACAGAUGGAUUGCAUUUUGAAUGUUACCCCUCCUUAAAGAUUCUUCUACAUGGAAAGCUAAGGAAGAGCAACUAGCCUUUCUGUGACACAUUAAAUUUAUUUCUGCUUCUAAUAUAUAAUGACUAUAUAUUUAUAUAUACAGAAAUUUGCCAUUCUUUUAAGCCCAGAAUUUUCAUAGCUUACUUCAGGGGUGAGGAACCAUUGGUAUGCCAGAUGUUGCUGAUUCUAGCAUCCUUCAUUGUUGGCUGUAUUUCUUGGGCUGUUGUAGCAGCUUCAGAAGGGCAGGACAUUCCCUAUCCCUGGUUUGUUUUGGUCUGAUUUACCUUUUAGUCAUCAAUAACAACUGUUGUGAACAACAUGAUUCUUUAUUGAACAUUUCAUUCUUUUUAAGCUUUCUGUACUUAUGACAGCAGUUGUAACCCCCAAAGGUUCUUCAUAUUACCUUUUACUUCCAGUGGUGCAAUUUGGGCAAUGCAGUGUCCCAAGUUUACCAGUGCAAUAUAAUUUUGAAUUUCAUAUGCUCUGAGAACAUAUGGAGAAACCACUAAAGUUGUUUGCAUAUUAUGAAGUUUUAUGUACUAACUUGAAAAAAGGAGCCGUAAAAUGUAUUUUUUUAAGAGCACAGAUGUUAGCUUAUGUAAUCAUUGUUAAUACAGUAAAAUAUUUUUGAAACAG
This is a messenger RNA of Candoia aspera, 5858 nucleotides long. It is a transcript of the gene TPCN2, whose product is annotated as two pore segment channel 2. Gene Ontology annotation, molecular function: ligand-gated sodium channel activity; voltage-gated channel activity; intracellularly phosphatidylinositol-3,5-bisphosphate-gated monatomic cation channel activity. Gene Ontology annotation, cellular component: lysosomal membrane. The transcript is spliced from 25 exons. The record is from RefSeq and is a predicted model, not a curated record. Gene Ontology annotation, biological process: monoatomic ion transport; transmembrane transport; calcium-mediated signaling. Bases 86 to 2386 code for a protein of 766 amino acids. NCBI's taxonomy places the organism in Eukaryota, Metazoa, Chordata, Lepidosauria, Squamata, Candoiidae.